This is a messenger RNA of Oryctolagus cuniculus (rabbit), 7087 nucleotides long. It is a transcript of the gene FOXK1, whose product is annotated as forkhead box K1. The record is from RefSeq and is a predicted model, not a curated record. NCBI's taxonomy places the organism in Eukaryota, Metazoa, Chordata, Mammalia, Lagomorpha, Leporidae. Gene Ontology annotation, molecular function: RNA polymerase II cis-regulatory region sequence-specific DNA binding; protein binding; DNA-binding transcription factor activity, RNA polymerase II-specific. Gene Ontology annotation, biological process: regulation of transcription by RNA polymerase II.
GCCGCUGGCGCUGCGCGAACAUGGCCGAAGUCGGCGAGGACAGCGGCGCCCGCGCCCUGCUGGCGCUGCGCUCGGCGCCCUGCAGCCCCGUGCUGUGCGCCGCGGCCGCCGCCGCCGCCUUCCCCGCCGCCGCCGCCGCCGCGCCCCCGCCCGGGCCGCCGCCCGCCGCGCCGCCGCCGCCGCCGCCGCCGCCGCCCGGGCCGCCGCCCGCCGCGCCCCCGCCCGGGCCGCCGCCGCCGCCGCUGCCGCCGCCGCCGGGCGCGAUCGCGGGCCCGGGGCCCGGCGCGGGCGGGGGCGCGGGCGCGGGCGCGGCGCCGGCGCUGGUGGCCGCGGCGGCCGCCUCGGUGCGGCAGAGCCCGGGGCCGGCGCUGGCGCGGCUCGAGGGCCGCGAGUUCGAGUUCCUCAUGCGGCAGCCGAGCGUCACCAUCGGCCGCAACUCGUCGCAGGGCUCGGUGGACCUGAGCAUGGGCCUGUCCAGCUUCAUCUCGCGGCGCCACCUGCAGCUCAGCUUCCAGGAGCCGCACUUCUACCUGCGCUGCCUGGGCAAGAACGGGGUCUUCGUGGACGGCGCCUUCCAGCGGCGCGGCGCGCCCGCCCUGCAGCUGCCCAAGCAGUGCACUUUCCGGUUCCCCAGCACGGCCAUAAAGAUCCAGUUCACGUCUCUGUACCAUAAAGAGGAGGCCCCGGCGUCCCCGCUCCGGCCGCUGUACCCCCAGAUCUCCCCGCUCAAGAUCCACAUCCCGGAGCCGGAUCUCCGGAGCAUGGUCAGCCCCAUCCCUUCCCCGACCGGCACGAUCAGCGUCCCUAACUCCUGCCCGGCCAGUCCACGUGGAGCUGGGUCCUCCGGCUACCGCUUCGUCCAGAACGUGACCUCGGACCUGCAGCUGGCCGCCGAGUUUGCCGCCAAGGCCGCCUCGGAGCAGCAGGCAGACGCGUCCGGAGGCGACAGCCCCAAGGACGAGUCGAAGCCGCCGUACUCCUACGCGCAGCUGAUCGUGCAGGCCAUCUCCUCGGCCCAGGACCGACAGCUCACGCUCAGCGGCAUCUACGCACACAUCACCAAGCAUUACCCCUACUACCGCACCGCCGACAAGGGCUGGCAGAACUCCAUCCGCCACAACCUCUCGCUGAACCGCUACUUCAUCAAAGUCCCUCGCUCCCAGGAGGAGCCGGGCAAGGGGUCUUUCUGGCGGAUCGACCCGGCCUCCGAGGCCAAGCUGGUGGAGCAGGCGUUCCGGAAGCGGCGGCAGCGGGGCGUGUCCUGCUUCCGCACCCCCUUUGGGCCCCUGUCCUCCAGGAGUGCUCCCGCUUCACCCACCCACCCUGGGCUCACGUCCCCUCGUUCCAGCGGCCUGCAGACGCCAGAGUGUCUGUCCCGGGAGGGCUCGCCCGUCCCACAUGACCCUGACCUUGGGUCAAAGUCAGCCUCCGUUCCUGAGUACCGAUAUUCCCAGAGCGCACCCGGCUCCCCCGUCAGCGCCCAGCCAGUGGUCAUGGCUGUGCCCCCCCGGCCGUCCAACCUCGUGGCCAAGCCGGUGGCCUACAUGCCGGCCUCCCUCGUGACCUCGCAGCAGCCCUCGGGCCACGCGAUCCACGUGGUGCAGCAGGCCCCCACCGUCACCAUGGUCCGCGUGGUCACCACUGCUGCCAGCUCCGCCAACGGGUACAUCCUCACCAGCCAGGGCUCGGCCGGGGGCCCCCACGACGCAGUGGGCUCGGCCGUGCUGGACCUGGGCGGUGAAGCCAGAGGAUUGGAAGAAAAACCCACCAUUGCAUUUGCCACAAUCCCUGCGGCCAGCCGGGUCAUUCAGACGGUGGCCAGCCAGAUGGCCCCUGCGGUCCCGGGACACACGGUCACCAUCCUGCAGCCGGCCGCCCCCGUGACCAUCGGGCAGCACCACCUCCCCGUCCGCGCCGUCACUCAGAAUGGAAAGCACGCAGUGCCUACCAACAGUUUAGCCGGCAGCGCUUACGCCCUCACCAGCCCUCUGCAGCUGCUCGCAGCCCAGGCGAGCUCGUCCACGCCGGUGGUGGUCACACGGGUGUGCGAGGUGGGGCCCGAGGAGCCAGCAGCAGUGGGCGUGGCCACAGUCACCGCCACCACCACCCCGGCCACCACCACCACCGCCUCUGCCUCUCCCACCGGGGAGCCCGAGGUCAAAAGGUCCCGGGUGGAGGAGCCCAAUGGGACUGCAGGCGCCCAGGCGGGGGGCAGCACAGCUGCCAGCCCCCCGGGCCCUGGCACCGGCGAGUGACGUCACGGCCCGCGGAGUGGGACUCACGCCAACAGCAACUCCCGAGCCGGGCCCGACUCUGCCAACGGCUGCACUGGGACCGAGGAGAAAGCGCUGCCGCUGCUGCUGCCCGCCCACGGCCCGUGCUGCGCGGGCAGGCGGCCACCCGCCGCCCGGCACGCUCGGCCCUUCCCGUCCCUCUCCCAUCCUCCCGUGGUUCAGACAAAACAUAAAUGCGUUCAGACCCCGACUGUGUACCCUGGGAUUCUUUGUCUCUGUUUCUUCUCCCCCGGCACCACCUUCUCGCCCCAGGCCUGUCUGCCCAGCGUGGGGAGAAGGCAGCAGCCCGGACCCCAACGAAAGCAGCAAGAGGAGGCCGCCGCCAGCAGGAAGCCCCUGGCCCAGCGUCCCGUGUGGACAGAGCAGCCCUCGCCCCCCAGGAGGACAGAACUGAACCGCAGCGUGGCCAGGCCGAAGCCUUGCCCAGAAGGAGGCGAGGGGCCGUCCCUGCGUGCACAGGGCUGGCGCGGGCAGGAGAGGCGGGGCGUCUCCCUGGAAGCCGCAGAGAAAGGAUCAGCAUUACUUGGGAGGUGGGCGGGCGGUCCGAUUUGGCCUUGGACCCCGCGUUUCCUGUUUGGCUCACACAUGGCAUUGAAGCUCCCCAUACCCCUGAGACGGGCACCCUGGGGACGCGGAGUUUCUGAGCUUUCCGUCCACACGGCCCGGGGUUCUGGCCCCGGUCCGGCGCUCGGCAGGGAGCCCACCGCUCUGUGUUAACUCCAAGAAAGGCGGGUGGCUUCCCGCAGGGGCCCUGCAGGUGCGGCUCCCUGGAUGGAAGGUGAGCCCAGGGCCGGGGCUGGGCGUCCGCCUGCUGCACUUCGUCGUCUGGAAGAGUGGACGGGAGCCGAGGGCUGCAGCCGUCCCCAGAGCCAGCUCCCUCGCCCCUCCUCCGGCCGUCGCUGCGGCGUGGGAAUGGUUGCUUCAGCCUCGAGCCCAGGAUCCCUGGUCGAUCAGCGGAAAGAAAACUACCUCCCACGCCCCUCGUGCCCGCCCGGCUGGGUUUGCUUCUGACAUCGUGAGAAACGGAAGACAGGACGCUGAGGAAGUCGCGUGAGCUCCGGCCGGGAGCAGGAGUCGAGCCACAGCCUCCCCGAGACUUCUGGAAGGGACCCCACGCUGCCCGUGGCCACAGCCGGAAGCAGCGCCGCCUCCGACCCCUGCUGAGAAAGCCAGAGCCCUCCGGUGCCUGCACAGUGAGGGGCCGCAGCAUCCCGCCCGAGGUGGGCCGUGCCGGUGUGUGCGGGUCGGACGUGUGAAGUCGGCUGUCCGUGACGUGCGCGUGGGCCGCCCUGUGUGGGGUUUCAGAGGACGGGGGGCGGGAGGGGCAAGCCAGGCAAGCCGCCGUGCACACCGUGGCUGGUGUGUGUGUGUGUGUGUGUGUGUGUGGCCGGGUGCGCGAGGGCAGAGUGAGGGGGGUUCCAGUGCGGCUCAGGUCAGAGCACUGCCCGUAGUGCUGGCCGCGUCCCUCCCUCCCUCACUGUGACGUACCCCGGAGCUGGCGGGGGCUUCUGUGGUCUGGGGGCUCUCUCCCUCGGGGAGGCCACCCUGGUCCACGCGGGGUGCGGACCUGGAGCCCGUUGUCCUCUCUGCUCGCUCGCCCUUGCAUGCCUGGCUUGGGGCAUCCUGGUCCCUGUGCCGUCUGCCAUCCAGGGGAGGGUCUCGCUGCUCGCUCCGGCUCCCGGCACAGCAGGGGCAGCCAGGGCAGACACCGGGUCACGUCGUGGGGCUGCUGAAGGACCAGGAGGAGGGGCUGAGCGAGGCUCAUGCCCUGGGGGCUCGGCUCAGCUCAGCCGGCUGGGGCCAAGGCCCAAGCUGUUCUCCUCUGGGUUCGUCAGCAGGAGGUCUUCCAAGGGUUUUUGGUCAUCUGACUGGGUCGUGUGCCUGGCUCACGCUAGAGCCUGACCUGGAACUGUGGCCAGAGGCCCAGGACUAGCCAGAGCGCCUGGCCCGAGGAGGUGACUCCAGCCAGAGGCCCCCCAGUGCCUAGUGACCACACGAGGGCCUCCCAGCCACAGGGAGGAGCCCAGGCCAGGGGACCAGAAGGCCACGCCCCUCGGCUCUGAGGCGCCCGUGACCGCCCCGCACCAGACAAGGGCCAGCAUGCUGUUUCCAGGAUGGUAGGGGUCAGGGGCAGGUGAGCCUCCUGCCCGCGCCCGUGGUCCUGCUCCCCAGGAGGGAACGGAUUUGCCGGGGCUCCCCCUCCCCUGCAGGCCGCCUGUCCCCAGAGGCAUUCAGCCAAGGCUGGGACCCAGCCACCUGCCCCUGGGCCUCUGUCCCUCCCCGGUCCUAGCAAAGCUCAGCAAAUGCUCCUGACUCCUCCCAAACCAAGCAGGGGCUCCCAGGCGGAGCCGGUGGGGGGAGCAGCCCCCACCCUGGGCGGGGGGGAGCAGGAAUGAGGCUGCGUCUGAGCAAACAAGAAAAUGUGAGAGAAAAAGGAAGGAUUUCCCCCGGCUUUCAGAGGCGAGGAGUCGGUUCUCCACGGGACACUCAGUGCCCACGUCCACCCCGGGGCCCCGCGGAGCCAGGGCGCCCGCACAGGUCACAGAAAUGCUUGUGACUGCAGGCUGGACGGGAGCCCCGUGCACCGCCUGGGAGCCGGGCUGCCGGAGGCCGGUGCCAGGACCUCCACCAGGGCUCGAGGCUGGUAAUGGCCGUGACUUAGGCUGCACCUGCCGCCCUGGGGACAGCGUGGCUCCACCUUGGGGGUGCGUGUGGGACAGGCUCGGGCGCACGUUCCCCGCCGGCCCCCACCUGUGUCUCCCACGGCGUCCCCCGUGUCUCUGAGCUCUCCCUCUGCCCUUGUGUCUGUCCCCAAUUCGGGUUUUCAACGCUCAGGACGUGGUUCGCAGCAGCCACACGCUGAUGCUGUACUAGAGUUUGGUGCAGGACACCUGCUGCUUGCGAUUUCAUCCCCUACCAAAGCUGCUACCCUUGGUGACCGGGGAUCGGCGCUCUGCCGGCGUCCCGGCUGCCCCAGCCUCUGUGGGCAGACUUCCCGCGCAUGGCCUGGGUGCCGCGGGCCGGGUGCGUCCGGAGAAGGGACCGUCCUGCCUGGAUCUGCUCGCUUUGCCCCCACCCCACCCCUGAAGUUCCGGCUGCUUGGGAGAGGGUUUUGAGGUAAAACCAUUUUUUCUGAACUGAAAUAACCAACGGACCCACCUCACAGACUCUGUUUAGGGAAAAUGCUCUCACGAAAGUCCUCGCGGGUUGCCUGCGUCCUCUCCUGGGGGCAGGACUUGGUCCAGCUCUGCUGCUGGAGCGGACGCUGCAGAACCCUGUGCAGGUGCCGCUGGGCAUGUGGGGUGCAUGGGAGCCCCGGGGCUGGUGGGAGUCCGUGGGGGCGAACACAGAGGAUGAAGGCAGCUGGAGAGGCAGAGGAGGGCGGGCAGCAGGAGGCCCCUGUCCCCCCACGUGGCGGAUCAGCCCAGGCAGGACGGCUGCAGCCAGUGCUCCGGGCGCUCUUGCCCACCGCAGGGCAGGCCUGGGGUGCACCGCCUUGGCCCGAGCCUCGGGGUCCCGGGCCGGUUCUGGGCUGAGCACUCGCUGUGUCAUAGGCAGCUUCCCGAGGGCUUGCUCCUCCUUGGCAACUGACCGCUGCCCUCACAGUCAGAAAGUAGCGAGAAGACCGAGGGUCCGGAGCAGUGGCCCCUGGCUGAGGGGGACCCUCCAGGGGCCAGCGGCAGCUGCAGGGGCUGUGGCAGACCCCAAGUCCCUCUGUCACCUGUUUGCCUCCUGCCCUGUUACCUUCAAAGUCAGAAGAGUCUGGGACCAUCCCAGUGCUUACGGGUGCUCUGCUGUGCAUGGGGCACGGGGCCCAGGGUGGCCCCCGGGCAAAGACCCUGUCCUGGGAGCAGCUUCUAGAACUGUCCGCCAAGGGUGUCGGCUGAGCCGGAGUAAGAGCCGUGACUCUACAUAAGUAGCCGUUUUAUUGUCAUGAGUUUUCCCCGUGCACGAGGCUCACCGGCCAGCGUGGAUGUGAAACUGUGCCACGGCUCCACGUUGUCGGGUUAGCUGGUCCACGUUCGUUCUCCUUCUUCUUUUUUAAAUCCAUAAGGAUGGGGGUUUCAGAUAACACGUUAGGCCCCCUCUGCCCUCCAUGUCCCCCUUCAAGGUGGCUUCACUUCUGUGUCGGGAGGAGCGGCGGGCGCUGUGUCCCGGGUCUGUCCCCAGACUGAGCUGUGUCCCACAGGCCCACGUGCGGGAGGGAGACUUUUUGUUCCUUACCUGAACGAGGAUUCUCCUGUAAAAAUAAUUCGGGGGGAGGGGCGGGUGUUCAGGCUGAGUGUGUGCGAGAGUGUGCGAGUGUGUAUGAGUGUGGUUUUUUUUUUUACAGUGACGUAUUUUUUUUUUCACAAUAUGUCUAAUCAGCGCUUUAAAAAGCAGUGGUAUCCUAGCAGGCGGGCACCUUGGUUCCAGGGCUCGGGCCAUGCGGGUCCAGUCCCGGCACAGCGCCCACCCCACGCCCACGGCCGCCCACACCGGCACUCGGGACAGAAAGCCGCCAGGCCCACGCCGGGUGCCUUCUCACUUCCGUGGGCUACAGUGUUUUUUUUUUUUAAUAAGGAGCCAUACGUUUUUUAAAAAAAAAAAAAUUCGAGCUCUGAAUGUGAUUUCUAAUUGUAUCAGACGUUAAUGUUUUAAAGCUAUAACGAAGUUUAAAAUUUCUACCUUUUCCAUUUAUUUUAACUGUUCUUUUUAUCUAUUAAAUUGUUGGAUGUGGAUGGGGAAGUUUUGUUUCUCCUCUUAGCAUUUGUUUCUAUAACCAGAAAUAAAAUUAUCUAUGAAAGAAACGA